AGGGCGUUGUAAUGAGGAAAUUUCUCACCCAUCAAAAUAUGUAAAUCAUUCCUCAAUCCCACCGAGAUUGAACUAAAAAAUGGGUGCUGAGAAGUCCAAGUUAUGUUUUAUCACAUAUGAGGAUGCUGUCAAACGGGUGAGUGAAGCGGAGCUGAAGAGGCUAAAAGAUGCAUUCAAAAGGACAAGUACAAUCAAUGGCUACAUGACAAAGAUUCUCUUUGUCAGGGAGGUCCUUGGCGAUGGCGUACCAGCAAGUAUUUCUGAGCAAAUCUUCCUGUCAUUUGGGGCAGCUCAGCGUGGUCUUAACUUCAGAGAUUUGGUAUGCGGUCUGGUGUUGGUGACUAGAGGUAACUUAGAAGAAAGAAUCAAGUUCAUCUUUGGCUUUUAUGCUUAUGAGAGCCUUCCAUUCGUGAGCAAGUCAGAGAUGGACCGCCUUGUACUUGCUACUGAGGGCCAGGUACCUGCUGCCCUAUCUGAAUUGUUUCUUGAUCGAGACAAAGUGACGUAUGACCUGUUCCGCACAUGGAUCCUGAAACAUCCUGAUGUGACGUCACUGACUAAAUGGCUACUUUUCGACAGCAAUAAUGCCACGCUGACCAGUGAUAGCGAAACGCCCACAUUCUACCAGACCCUAGCUGGUGUCACUCACUUGGAGGAGACGGACAUAAUCGAACUGGAGAAGCGGUACUGGACACUGAAAGCUCAGUCCAAAUCCGGACGGUUUGAUACAGAGACGUUUCAACCUCUCAUAUCACCACCUGUACCGGAGUCACUUUGCUGUGGAUUGUUCAAUGCCUUUGAUGAGAAUCGUGAUAACCACAUCGACUUCAAAGAAAUGGCUUGUGGGGUGUCGGCGUGUUGUCGAGGACCCAUGACUGAGAGACAGAAAUUUUGUUUCAAAAUAUUUGACCAAGAUCGCGAUAGUCUGCUGUCGAAGUCUGAACUUGUCGACAUGGUGGUGGCGCUGCUGGCUGUCAGGAAAGACAACAAGUCUGAUGAGGAACUGGAAUAUGAUAAUUUUCAAGAUACAGACCCAACGGUGAUAGUGACAGAGAUUCUGGAUGCCUAUGACUCCGAUAAGGAUGGGAAGAUCACUCUGGAGGAGUAUCUUGUCUGGACGGUCAACCACCCGCUUCCUGAAAACUUUGUCAAUCUCUUAUUCCAAGUGUGUCACAUUGUUUUAGGCCUGAAGCCACAGAACCGAAAGGAGGAGGGCCAGAUAGUCAGGGAGUGGUUGGCGCGCGACGAGAGGCAUGGUCUCAUGACAAAUCAGAUAUGGUACUUAAUAGCUAUGCCGUGGUGGAGGUCGUGGUUUGAAUAUGUUACUUAUUCCCCAAGCACAACAAAGUCACAGUCUCAGACAGUGCAAAGGAGUUCGUCCCAAAGGAACAAAUCGCCAUACCGAUAUAAUACUCUGCAAUACAGUCAACAUGGCAGCAAGAUGAACAAUGCGUGGGGGGAGAAUUCAAAUGUAGUCAUCAAAAGUAUCACUCACCACCAAGACGAAGUCUCGCCCAUUAACCUACCCAACGGAAACGUCUCAGGCAACUGCGGAAAUAGCGCUUCCAAGACCAAUAGCCUGCCUCGGAAGUGGAAUGGUUACGGUCCACAUCCUGUAGCGUACCCCCACCUUUCUCCUAAUCUGACACCAACAUCGAGCCCAGGGCCGAGCCCGCAGCCUUCGCCUAGUCUGAAACGCUACACGACGAACGGAGUGCCAUCGAAACCAGGAGCCAUUGAUAACAACUCGUUGAUUGAUGUCAAUCUCUCAAAGGUUACAUCUUUGACCAAUGAGGGUGGUAAACUGAAGAGAACUGCCAUGUUGGCACGGAGCAGAGAUUUUGAACUCGUUCCAGAACCAGUGUGGAAGGCACUGCAUUCCUGGUAUGGUGGAACUCUUGCAUUGCCUAGGGCUGUGAUCCGCAUGCGCCCCACUGACCAUACUCCUGAACUUGAGAUGUACCCAAUCCACGUCAAGUUACUGCGCCACCAGGUGCAGAAUACAAGACCCAAUCAACAGACAUCGUUCACGGGGAUGAUGGCAGGUAUAGGAGGCAUGACUCUUAGUGCUGCUGGCAUCUCCAACAAUGCCCCCCCUGCUCCUCGUCGUUACCUUGCCUAUACGGCAGCGUUCAGUCGCAAGCAUACCCUCAAGCAAGUCUACGACUUCUUGUGUUCACGGCUGCGGAUAAACCGUGAAGACAUCAGACUUUGGAAGUGCAAAGACGAGCAAAAUAUGACACUUCUAGAAGAAGAGGAGAUGACGAUGGAGGACUUGGGCAUCGAGGACAAUCAAAACAUACUCAUCGAAGUGCGCAACAAAGAUUUAACUUGGCCCGAAGAAAUGUCACAACUCGCUCGCAACAAGAAUGCUCUUGAUAGAAAACAACAAGUUCCCACAGAAAAAGGUGCCACAGGCCUCAGUAACUUAGGCAACACAUGUUACAUGAAUGCUGCUGUCCAGUGCGUCAGUAACACAUGGCCGCUGACUUACUACUUCACAUCAGGGAUACACAAGUACGAAAUGAACAGGGAUAACCCCCUGGGCAUGAAAGGUCACAUAGCACAGCGGUACGGUGACUUAGUGAAGGACCUGUGGAGUGGUACAAUGAAGUCGACUGCUCCACUUCGGUUACGGUGGACGAUUGGGAAGAACUCACCGACAUUUAAAGAUUUUCAACAGCACGACUCACAAGAAUUGCUGGCCUUCCUUCUAGAUGGUCUCCACGAGGAUCUCAAUAGGGUUCAUAAUAAGCCAUACGUCGAGCUGAAGGACAGUGAUGGAAGACCAGAUGAGGAAGUGGCCAAAGAGGCUUGGGAGAACCACCUCCUUCGGAACAAGUCCGUCAUCGUGGACCUCUUCCAUGGCCAGCUCAAGUCACAAGUACGAUGCAUCGAAUGUGGUCACAUCAGUGUACGCUUUGACCCGUUCAGUGUCCUCUCUCUGCCAUUACCCAUGGACAGCUGUAUACAUUUAGAAAUUAUCAUGAUAAAAUUGGAUGGGUCCGUUCCAGUCAAAUAUGGCCUGAGAUUGAACAUGGACGAGAAGUAUAAAACCUUGAAGAAACAACUGAGUGAACAUUCAAACAUUCCCUUCAAUCGCAUACUUCUAGUGGAACUCUUUGGGGCUGUCAUAAAAAGUCUUCCGGAUGACAACCAGAAGAUAAAGACAAUGCUCUGUGGCUCCCUCUAUGCCUACGAACUUGCCCCACCGCCGCAGAUUGCUGUGAUGACUGUCGCUGAAGAGCGUGGCCUGACGCCGUCUGGAGUGGAUUCCAUGCAGAGAUUAAAAAGCAGCUACAGUGCAAGGUCAUUAAAUGAAAGCUAUCACGGUUACCUUCCCCCCAUCGAAUCACCCAACACCCUGCGGCGAUCAGACGAUGCCCUCGAAAGCGACACCAAUAAUGGCCUUGUUAUAGUCGACCACAGCGAUGCCAAAAUAACGCGAUUAUCGAACGGUGAUUUCGGUAGUGGUAUGCAGACGAGCGACACGGAAGAUGUGAAUGGGGAUGUUAUGAACGGUGAAGCCAUGACGGUACUUGUGAACGGUGUGAACAACAAUGGGAACAGCACAAGUGGGAGCAGUCAAGACCCGGAUUCAUUCAAUGGGUUUAUUGUAGCUAUGCAUAGAAAGAUGAUCCGGAUGGACGUGUACUACCUUUCCUCUCACAAGACGAGGCCGAGCGUGUUCGGGACGCCGCUGAUCCUUCCGUGUUUUGAGGACACCAAGAACCAGGACAUCUACCAGUCAGUGUGGACACAGGUGUCCAGACUAGUCAGCCCACUGCCUCCGUCAGAGGUGGGGAGCCCGAAUCAUGCCAUGGAUUGUGAUGACAGCCUUGGUUAUGAGUACCCCUUCACUUUAAAGAAGGUCCAGAAGGAUGGAGUGACGUGUGCCAAAUGUCCCUGGUAUCAGUUCUGCCGUGGAUGUCGAAUAGAUUGUGAUGCUUCUGUGUUCAGGUUUGCCAGCUCGUAUAUUGCCAUUGACUGGGAGCCGACAGCCAUUCAUCUCCGAUACCAGACUUCUCAGGAAAAGGUAUGGACGGACCAUGAGAGUGUCGAGAUCAGCCGUCGUCAGCAGACGGAACCGAUCGAUCUGGACACGUGCCUCAAGGCGUUCACCAAGGAGGAGGAACUAGGAGAGGAUGAACUCUACUACUGUUCAAAAUGCAAGAAGCAUCGGUUGGCUGCGAAGAGACUGGAGAUAUGGAAGCUACCUCCUAUGUUGAUCAUUCACAUGAAACGCUUCCAGUUCCUAAACGGCCGUUGGGUAAAGUCUCAGAAAAUUGUCAACUUUCCACACAGCAAUUUUGACCCCACACACUACUUGGCGGAACGAUGUCCUCUGUCCAGCAACAACUGUAGUUCAAGUAGUUUGGAGGAGCAAUGCAUACACAAUGGCCCUACAAACCACGACAGGGCGAGUGUUGACAUGGAUCAAAGUGAAUUAAGUGGCCAAAAGAAUAGCAGUACUGUGAUGAAGCGGGGCUCGCGGGUGAGCCUUGACAGAGAAAGCCAGGGUUCUGGUGACGGCAAUCACCUGGAGUCUAGUCAGAGAAAGAUAGAAAAUAACAACACAAAAAUCCUCUCUUCGUCGCAACAAGAAUUUGAGGACUACACAAAUGCAAGAUACAACCUUUAUGCAAUAUCAAGUCACUCGGGGAUAAUGGGAGGCGGUCACUAUGUUGCCUAUGCAAAAAAUCCGAACAACAAAUGGUACUGUUACAAUGACAGCAGUUGUAAGGAAGUCCAGUCUGACCAGAUCGACCACAACUCUGCCUACAUUCUGUUUUAUGAGCGAGCGGGCCUCGAGUACAAGGACUACAUGCCAAGCAUCGAGGGGAAGGAACCAGACUUGAGUGAAAUUGAUGAUGAAUUCGAGUCGGAUUUCAAAAAGAUGUGCUCGAUACAAUAAAAUCAAAACAUCCUAAAACAUAAAGUCAAAGUUGACGAUAUGUGUUUAUUGUCUAAACUGCACUAGCAGGUGGAUCUUUGCAAAGUAUUCGAGUGAAUUUUGAGAACUCGUCAGAAAUUUAUCAAAAAAAUUCUCCCAAAUACUGUAAAAUUCUCCAAUACACAUUGUAAGUUGCAGCCUUGUCUUAUUUUGAAGUGCCACUCAGAAUGUUUUUAUAUCACAAAUUAAGUGUAAGUGUUCAUGUGCUGUGCCAAUUUUCUCAGUGGCUAGAAAGAAUAGAGUGUAUUCCUCCAUUUGUAAACAGAAUUCGUCAAUGCUGAUUGAUAUUUGCCUGAUCGCUUUGGCAUGUGAUGUCAUGGCCCUGGUGUUGCCAUCUGAUGUCAGAAUAUCCCGUAUUGUGUCGGUUAGCCUCCCAACGCAUGGACUCUUAUAGUAAGCCAUUGAAUUCACCUCUUCAUUUUGCCACCAUGGUAUUUUAUGAUAAAUAGUCUGAUAAAAAAAAAACUCUGUCAUAGUAUAUCAAAUAGAUUUGAGAGUUCAAGCGAGCCAAUCUGCAGCUUGAUCAAAUGGUCCUGAUCGGUCUCUGUCAACAUUUGAGUCGGAUUGCUAGGAAUCACUCAUAGUCUGAGAUAUUAAUGGAUUGCAUUGCUACAUGAUUGGCAGAGACUUUAGAGUCUGACUGUCAACUCAACUGCAAAUUCUAGUUCAGUAAUUACUGUGACAUUAUAACAGUACACUUGUAUCCUAUUUCAAUUAUAGUGCCAUCAUUGAGCGGCCAUCUACAUGUACUUAAGGUUUUUUAACCACCCUGUUUUGCAAAGUGUGAGAUGACUUGAAAGUUAUCGUGGAUUUUCACAACAAAAUCUGAACAUGAUAAAAGAACAUCUGUCAGCGAGGAUCAAAAUCGGUGGCGGUUAAUGUUUGGUGUAUAUCCGUAUGAUAUCGUCCACAUCUGAGUUGAACAAUGUAACUGACAGUCUGUUCUGUUUGUUGUUAAACCAGCUCCACCAUGACCACCAGACAAUCGGCAAAUACUCUGUCACAUCGCCACUCGAUACAUCUGUAUCUGUUGAGUGCUCUGAAUGAAGUGUACCAUGAUGACAUUCUUUUGUUGUCGGCCUGAUUUUCUCUUGAACAUUUGGCCGGUGUAGCCUCUUAAGUCAAGGCCAUGACUGCUCGGUAAAAUCACACUGUUACUCGAGGCAUAUCGUUGAGGGCACCAGGUUGUACAUGUUGUGUCCAUGUAAGUGUCUGUGUGAUAUUAUCCCUGCAUGGUUGGUAGUACAUUGUGUUGCAUGAAAAUAUGUUCCUUAAGAAAGCAGGUAAUUUAUCAAAAAUGCAAGAAAGUGUUUUCUUUUUGUUUCGAAAUAAAUAUGAAAGACAUUAUAACCCUUUCGCUGCAGCAGUAAUUUUUUCCGGCCACUGCCAUCUUCUGCUGACAAAGGAUACCAAUAAUGAACAGUAGGGCAAACUACGGCUGUAACUGUUCAGUAGUGUCGCCAUCUGUAGGAUGAAACUAAUAUUCCUGAGUGUGGGUGGCAUGUUUAGAGAGGGUGCGACCAAGUGCGGGUGAAUUAACAUUUUAGUAGGGCAUGACAUACUACACUUGUCACCCGCAUGUCAUGGGGCCAUGUACGUGACGUGUUAUGCACGUCACCUGCAGCAAAAGGGAUAAAAGGUCAAACAUCAUUGAAAUUUUGUUUUUCAUUCUCGACAUUUCCAUGUGACUAGAUGUAUUGUGUAAUCUCUGACAACUCUGUUGUAAAUUCUAAUGUAAAUAUACCUGUAUGUAUUGUUCCAUGUGUGUCACAAUGUGAUAUUCUACUCUUUGUUAAGUGUAGGUAUAAAGAUGUGUACAAACUUUGUAAUAUAUUAUAUAUAUAUAAAUGAGAAAGACUGUUGAAAAUAAUGUGCAAAGCAUUGAUGUAAAUAUAUAUAUUGGGUCUGAAUUUCUGGGUUUGAGGCUGAAAUUUGCUGAUUUGUGUCCAAGUAUACAUGAAUUAUCAAAUAGAAAAUGCUAUGAUAUGACCUCCAGUGCAACUCCAGCACUGAGAAAAUAUUUUCCGAUCAAAGUUCAUCUGAUUUCAGCCUCUCUCAUGAGUGACUUGAUUGUUAUUGCAUAUUGAGUGUAUAAUGUAGUUCAUAGGUGGAUACAGACACGGGAGAGGAGGGGUGGCACACUCUUAUUUCAGAAAAAAUGUUUGAAAUUACAAAAAAGUCAAUAUGUUUUUGAGUGUGAAGUGCUAGGACGCCUCCUCUUUCUCAGAAUCCUGGGUCUGCCUUUGUAGUUAUGUGAUCUUUAGAUCUCGAGAUAUUUAGUACAUCUAGACAAAUUGGGAUGCCAUCAUGCAAGAAUAUGUAGGUUUUAAGCUGAAUUGGCCUUACCGGUUUUAUAAUUGGAUAGUUGUUUGCCAAAAUGCCUCCAAAAGAGAAAAAAUCACCGCGCUAUAGUUUCAAUUCUUAUUUUAGCAUCAUUUGGGGCAUUUGCACAUUUGAGCUAGAUAUCUUGUGAUGUUGAGAAGAGGUUUAAUUUUGAUGAUGUCUAUUUUUGUUACUGAAAGAAGCACUGGUAUAUUUUAUGUAUUUUGUCGAGAGUUUAUUUCAAAGGUAGCAUCGGAUGUUCAUUAUGUGAUUGGGUCGUUGUGUGAAUUUAUUUUCAUUGCAGGGUAAGAAAUAUUUAGUUGAUUUCAGUUAAAAUGAAUCUAGUUCAUGAUACAGUGUGUCACAAUAAAGGUCAUUUUAUCACAGUUUCAUUGCAGCAUUGCAUCAUGCUAUCACAAAGUUAUCUUUGGAAAUAAUAUCACUAUGUCAAAUAUGAUAAUAGGCCUUCUGAUAUAUUGUGUGCAUCUGCUUGAUAUAAGGCACAGAUGAUUCAGUCUAGGUACGGUUGCCCUAAACCACUUAAAAGUUGAAUUUUCCAACAUGGUUAAUGACAAGCUUGGUGCGAAAUGCUUAAAAGUGUACUUGCAUGUAUUGUGAGGCGUCAUUACCCCAAAUUAUGGCUGGUCCAUUUAUUGUGAUGAUUGGCAUCAGUGAUCAAAAGGUCCUCGUAAUUUGUCAUAAUGUUCUGUCAAAGUUCCUGAGAAAUGUUGCCUUUCUUUCACAUUUUGUAAUUUUUAGCAAAAUUUGGCAAGAAUUGCCUCAAAUGUCAUGAAUCUUCUGUUGCCCAUCUUUUGAUUAGUUUCCGACUUCUUUCUGACCAUGACCCUCCCGAAAAUGCCAACCUACAUGGGGUACAAAGGUGCUACUGAAUACUGUGCAUUUCUUCAGCUAACACACCUGUGGAGUUGUCACAUCGGGCGUAGUAUCUCACAGACUCCUGGUUCAGUCCAUUUCGUCCGUCAUUCACACUGUCUCAUAGACUGCCACAGAUGACACAGUGUUUAGGGUGAGGGACAAGGCCAGUCCACUGCAUCUCGCAGUCUGCUGGGCCUAAGAAUCCUCUCUCUUGAACUUGAUUCUGAGCAGAUUCCUUGACAUUCGUUGGGCUGUGUAAAGUGGUUGGUUCUUUGUUGAGACAUCGAAUAUUUUACAGUUGUUGUUUUUUUCCUAAUAAUCUUGAUUCUUUGUUAUUUGUCUUCCCUGUAUGUAUUCUUUUAUUUUAUUUCCCCCUCGAGAUGCUCUUUUUUAUUGACCUUUAAUUGACUUUGAUGGUGAUUUGCGCGAUGCGUGGUUUGUUCUAUUCACUGCUUUUGCCCUCUUUAUAAGGACCUACUCAGUCUCCAUUCGAUCAAAAAGUUAUAAAGUUAAAUUUGAAUUUGAAAAUUUCCAAUUUUUUUCAAAAAGGCCGGAAUAUGAUUUCAACAAUGAACGCUAUUAACGACGUAGGCCUUAAAAAUCACAGUAACUGACAUGUAUAUAAACUUGAAUGCUAGAAUAAAAAGGUGUGCAAGUUCUGCAUUCUUCUGUCAUCCUGAACCUCAUGGUCUACUCCGUUGAAACAUAGACGGAGUAUAUCUUGAAAGAUGCAAAAACCUUGGUGGUCAAGAUGCUCUUCAGUAUGUUUCCAUUGACAAUUAUUGUGAAUUUUCAUUAUUCACGAAGUAGAACAAAGGUACUUUCAUUAUUCCACUUGAACACAUUGCCAAUUUCUGAAGCUUGUUUAUAUUUAUGAAAAUGUUGAUAUGAGCUGGCUUACAAUAAUGGUGGCUCCCAGUAGUGCCCACACAAUCUAUGUGUGAUCAAUUUGUGUCAAAAUAAUGUGUGUCCCUUGAUUUUUAUGUGACAAAUCAAAAGAUUGCCAAUGAAUUAAAGUAUAAUUGAUGUUAA
Lineus longissimus is the source of this 9184-nucleotide messenger RNA. Its product is annotated as ubiquitin carboxyl-terminal hydrolase 32-like. NCBI's taxonomy places the organism in Eukaryota, Metazoa, Nemertea, Pilidiophora, Heteronemertea, Lineidae. Gene Ontology annotation, molecular function: cysteine-type deubiquitinase activity; calcium ion binding. Bases 80 to 4915 code for a protein of 1611 amino acids. The record is from RefSeq and is a predicted model, not a curated record. Gene Ontology annotation, biological process: protein deubiquitination. Gene Ontology annotation, cellular component: Golgi apparatus. The transcript is spliced from 29 exons.